Molecule: messenger RNA, 5587 nt
Organism: Periophthalmus magnuspinnatus
Lineage: Eukaryota; Metazoa; Chordata; Actinopteri; Gobiiformes; Gobiidae
Product: A disintegrin and metalloproteinase with thrombospondin motifs 7
Exons: 24
Coding region: 272-5416 (1714 amino acids)
Biological process (GO): proteolysis; extracellular matrix organization
Cellular component (GO): extracellular matrix
Molecular function (GO): metalloendopeptidase activity
Source: RefSeq, a predicted model, not a curated record
GUCGGUCCGGAGCGGGCGGAUCAUGGAGGACAGCGGGGAUUGCCACUCCAAAGCAGACGCAAUGAACACCGCUUCUACCCGGGCCUAGACUCUCCUAUCCCGGCAUAUAGCCAUUACGCACGGCUGCCAAAACCUAUCCAAGCCCCCCUCCCUCCCUCCAUCCAUCCAUCUCCGCCUCGCACGCGCUUCAGAUAACAGAUAACAGAUAACCAACGCUUGCUUCAACAUCUGUAAAUGCUUUCGAACAAUUUUGGUUUAUCAUCGUGACAAAAUGACCCGCGGGGAUGUGAGCGCGCACGGACAAAGACGCAGACUCUUGUUCGUUCACGUUUUCCUCGCGCUGAAUUUGGGGACGUGCACGGCGCAGGAUGCAGCCGCACAGCCCCAGCACACCCCCCCUCAGUAUGAAGUGGUCUACCCCAGCCGAGUUGACGCCAAAGGUCACUUCCUGUCCCACUUCCUGUCCCAUCAUGCUCCCAGACUACAUCGUCGAGCGGCUCCGGAGGAGGCAGAAGAUGGAGUGGACACAGGGGACAGAGUGGACACAGGGGACAGAGUGGGCAGAGUGGACCUGGACAGUGUCUUCUAUCAGGUGCAACACAGCGGACACACCCUGCGCUUUAACCUGACCCUAAACCCUCACCUGCUGGCCCCUGCGUUCCUAAGCGAGAGGAGGUAUGGCGGCCUGGAUGGGGCCAAACUUCAGCCGCCCUCUGCUGCGCGUUGCCACUACCUGGGAGACGUCUGGGAGGAAGACACGGUCAGAGGGAGAGCAGCCAUCAGCACCUGCAACGGCCUUACAGGAAUGUUUAAGUUUUCUGAAGAGGAUUUUUUCAUCGAGCCUCUGGAGCAGUCCGACCAGGGAGGGACCACAGCCCAAGCCCACGCCAUUUACAGCCACCAUGCCCCCUCUGCCCCCUCUGCCCCCUCUGCAGCUCCAGGUACCAGGGGAGCCAGCCACAAUGGACCGUGUGGGCUCAGAGUUUCCCUGGACAGAUUGGAGCGGCAGAGAGAACGCUGGGAGCAGCGGCAUCAGAGGAGGCACCGUAUCCGUCCACGAUCCGUCAGCUCUGAGCGUUGGGUGGAGACGCUGGUGGUGGCAGAUCACAAGAUGGUGGAGUACCACGGAAGCAAAGCUGUGGAGGGAUACGUCCUGGCUGUCAUGAACAUUGUAUCAGGUAUGUUCAGUGACGCCAGUAUUGGCAACGCCAUCAACAUCGUGGUGGUGCGUCUCAUCCUUCUGGAGCAGGAGGAGGAGGACUUAAAGAUCACACACCAUGCAGAUAACAGCCUCAACAGCUUCUGUAAGUGGCAGAAAGGUCUGAACCUGAAGGGAGAUGAGCACCCGCUCCACCACGACGUCGCCGUUCUACUCACCAGGAAGGACAUCUGUGCGUCGCUAAACUCUCCAUGUGAGACCCUGGGCUUGUCUCAUGUGGCGGGGAUGUGCCAGCCUCAUCGCAGCUGCAGCAUCAGUGAGGACACGGGUCUGCCUCUGGCCUUCACUGUGGCACAUGAGCUGGGACACAACUUUGGGGUCCAGCACGACGGCAGUGGGAAUGACUGUGAGCCUGUGGGGAAGAGGCCGUUUGUCAUGUCUCCUCAGCUGCUCUAUGGAACUACUUUGCCCAAGUGGUCCCCCUGCAGCCGGGAGUACAUCACACGCUUCCUUGAUCGUGGCUGGGGUUGGUGUCUGGACGAUUCUCCUGGACAGAACCUGCUUGCUGUGAGCUCGGUGCUGCCCGGAGUGCUCUAUAGCGCCCCCCAUCAGUGCCGCCUGCAGUACGGCUCCAGCUCCGCGCUCUGUCAGGACAUGGACGACGUGUGCAGUACUCUGUGGUGCAGUGUGGGGAAGACCUGUCACUCCAAACUGGACGGAGCAGUGGACGGGACGAGCUGCGGACCAGACAAGUGGUGCGUGACCGGACAGUGCGUGCCUGUGGGCCAGUAUCCCGAGAGUGUGGAUGGAGGCUGGGCUUCAUGGAGCGAGUGGUCGUCCUGCACCAGGACAUGUGGCUCCGGAGUGCAGAGCGCCCACAGGGACUGCACAAGCCCACUUCCCAAGCACAGGGGGAAGUACUGUCUUGGUGAGCGGCGCAGGUACCGUCUGUGUAACCCAACCCCAUGUGUGGAGGAGACGCCCAGCUUCAGAGACCUGCAGUGCAGCCACUUCAACAGCCUGCCCUACAAAGGACACCUGUACAGCUGGGUGGCAGUCUACAACAGAGUCAGCCCGUGUGAGCUGCACUGUCGGCCUCUCGACCAGCACUUCUCAGAAAAGAUGAGGGAUGCGGCCGCUGAUGGAACUCCGUGCUACGAAGGUAGCAAAAGCCGAGAUAUGUGCAUCAAUGGGAUCUGUAAGAGUAUCGGCUGUGAUUUGGUCAUUGACUCCAGCGCUGAAGAGGAUCGCUGUGGAGUGUGCAACGGGGACGGCUCCACUUGUGCCACGGUCAUGAAGACUUUUGAGCAGAGCGAAGGACUUGGGUAUGUGGACAUUGGCCUGAUCCCAAAAGGCUCGUGGGACAUCCGCAUCGAGGAGGUGGCAGAGGCAGGGAACUUCCUGGCGCUACGCAGUGACAGCCCAAACAAGUACUUUCUGAAUGGAGCGUGGACCAUCCAAUGGAAUGGGGAUUACAAGGCAGCAGGGGCCGUGUUUAAGUACCAGAGGAGCGGGCAGCUGGAGAACCUCACCUCCCCGGGGCCCACCACUGAGCCGCUCUGGAUACAGCUUCUCUUUCAGGAGUCUAAUCCCGGAGUUCGCUAUGAGUACACCAUAAACCAGAAUGCCUCAGAGACAGAGUCAGGCUCCACAGGCUUCUACUGGAAACAUGGCUCCUGGAGCGAGUGCAGUGUCACCUGUGGCACAGGUGUGCAGAGGCAGGCGGUUCAUUGCGUGCACAGGACCAGGGGGAUCAUUGAGGAGCACCUGUGUGACCCCGAGAGCCGCCCGGAGACCAACCACAGCAGCUGUGUCAAAGAGCCCUGCCCUGCCAUGUGGUGGGUGGGGGAGUGGCAGAGGUGCUCCUCCAGCUGCGGGUCCCUGGGAGUCUCCCUGAGGGCCGUGCUGUGUGUGCGGGCGCUCAGAGCAGAGGAGCAGCAGGCCCUCCAGCCCAGCGACUGUGAGCACAUGCCCAAACCUGAGUCUGCCUCCCCCUGUAACACUCACGUCCUCUGCCCCUCCGCCUGGACCUCCGGCAACUGGUCACAGUGUUCUGUGAGCUGUGGCAGCGGCACACGAUGGAGAAACAUAAACUGCUCUAGAGACACAGGAGCCGACUGUGACCCUCAGAAGAGACCCCCCAGCCUGGGCACCUGCCACCUCCAGGACUGCCCCCCUCCGCAGGACAACUUCGACUGGUCCGGGAGCGGCGGCUGGUCCAGCAAAGACGUCCUCAACGAAAUCAACUCCAUCCCGGAAAUCAAACCGCCUCCAAAGUACGCCACCACGAAAGCCCAGCCCAAAACCCACCCGGACGUGAAUGACAUCAUCGAGGGCGACUUCCACUACCACAACAACAUAGAAAGUACAGAUAUAUCUCAGGAAAAACGCGUUCAAGUCGACGAUUUUUACUACGAUUACAACUUCAUCAACUUUCACGAGGACUUAUCUGCUGACAAUGACUUCGAGGGGGACGGAAAAUACUCAGGGAAUGAAGACUUACCUCUAAAACCAGAAAGUGUAGCGGUAACAAGUCUUCCUACUUCCGCUCCUUCCACACAAACACCUACACGCUUCACUUAUAAUGACAUACAGCAGGGCACAGACACAGACAACACCAAGGUCAGUGUCCUCGUCUCCACAAAGAAUCCUAUUGAAAAAGCAGAGGAUAACAUGGAGGACUUUCUAGCAGAAGAUUAUCUCCUGCCAGUUUACACCACCCACUCGCCUCCAUUGUCCACAACAAAUCACCCACAAAGUCAAAAAGGUGAAGACACAAUAGUUACAAAGCCGGCAAAGGUGCGUUUACAAGACUCAGAUGAAUAUGGUCUGGAAGUGCAGGAUAACUUUGAGGUUGGCACAGUGUCAAGGCAACAAGCAACUUCUCUACCUGGAAUAACAGCGACAACAACUACUAACGUCAUGCAAGAAACUAAGAGUGGUCCCUACAUUUCCCAAUCCCCAACUCUCGACACUAUACGACAAGUUACAGAACAUGGAUCUCUACGGGUAACUAAUUCAAACUAUGAAAACUUUGAAAAUCUUGGUGCAAUCCCUUCUUCUGAAACAGUUCAAGGAAAAGAACUACCUCUCGGAAAACUGGCUAGUACGCGUCAGCCAGACUCCAUUCCAACCGGAAGAUAUUCGGAGGAUUUUGUUGGUGUUGAAUACAGUGAAAUUCCUUACAUCUCGACAACAACUGGGAAGGCUUACCCGGACAUUUCACAGCAGUAUCCCACAGCAACGGCAGCUACGGUUGUAACGGAGCCAGAGCUGAGAGAAUAUGCAACACCUGCUACUUGGUUUUUGUCGCUCUCUCCGUCCAAGGCACCACAAGCUAAUGCCUACUGGGUUCCCGGAAACUGGAGUGCGUGCUCGACCAGCUGUGGCCUGGGUGCAGUCUGGAGGUCACUGAGCUGCAGCACAGGUUCUGAGGAAGACUGUGACCCAGCAAAGAGGCCUGCUCCUGCCCAGAGGUGCUACCUGCGGCCCUGCUCCACCUGGAACCUCGGACCCUGGAGCAAGUGCUCUCAGAGCUGCGGAGGUGGAGUGAGAGUGAGAGAGGUGCAGUGUUUCGACAUGAGAGACGCCCGACCAUUGCGACCAUUCCACUGCAGAGCCACGGCCCCGCGGCCCCCCUCUCAGACCCCCUGUAAUCUGCAGCCCUGCCUGGACUGGUACACGUCCUCCUGGGGACAGUGCUCGGAGGUGUGUGGUGGUGGGCAGCAGCAGAGGAUCGUCACCUGUCCAGAGGAGGACCAGUGUGACCCAGACCAGCGGCCGGAGCAGCUCCAGAGCUGCAACAGCCAGCCCUGUGCACAGUGGCUCACCGGCUCAUGGGGGCAGUGCUCGGCCUCGUGUGGGGGAGGACUCCAGCAUCGCCUCAUCAAAUGUGUGGACACUAGAGAGGAGUCGGUGCAAGAACUGGAACCAUCUCACUGCAGCCAGGAGCUCCAGCCCAACAGCACUAGGAAGUGUCAGCUACAGGAGUGCAAGAGCGCCCCCACUGGAGCUGUUUGUCUGCGCGACCGACUCACCUCUCGCUUCUGUCAGACUCUGCGCUGGUUGGGUCGCUGCUCUCUGGCCAACGUGAGGACCCAGUGCUGUUGGACGUGUAGCCUGCGCCCACGCACACUUCAGAUAGGCAGCAAGCAGACAGCAGCUAACCCAGGCACCGGACCCCCACGGCCCCAACAUACAGCAGCUGACCCAGGAACUGGCACCCAAGAGCCACAGCCGAGAGGACCACUCAGGUGAAGACAAAUCAAUUCUUCAGUGGAAGAUUUAUGAAAGAAUUUGUUAUUCAAAAAGAAUGUACAAAGUUUUUUGCACUUGAAUACUACUAACAGGGCUGUUUCUAACUUUGUGGUCAGCCUACACAAGACAGGGAUUGGGGGCCUAGUUUGUCAGAGUGCAACAGAGUGCAAC